AUGACUAGCCGUAACAACUACUCUGGAAACUGCAGCUCAGGAUCGCUCAGAAACUCCUGCCACCUCCCGGCUACCCCUUCUUCCAUUGCCCUCUGUUCGUCAAACAUGGGCUGUGGAGAGGUCUUCUGCAUACCCAGCAACUGUCAGGAUCAUACCUGGUUCAUGAACAACUGCCCGGAGACCUUUGGAGAACGCUCCGGAGGCCAGCCGGCCGUCCAUGAAGCCAGCAACUAUGAAAACACCUGUUGCUCUUCUGGAUGCUAUGUUCCCAGACCCUGUCAGGGCUCUGGCUACUUUCCGGCUUCGUCCGUCAUCUCUGGUGUCUGCCACCCAGCAUCCUGUAGGCCUGUGAGCUUUGUGUCUAGCAGCUACCGGCCGGUUAGUCCCUUCAUCAACAACUGCCAGCCUGUGGGCUGUGGGUCUGGCAGCUACCGCCCACUCCCUUGCGUAUCCAACAGCUGCCGACCCGUGGGCAUUGUCCCUUAUGGAUGCAGGCCUUCCGGUUGUAUGGGGUAUGGCCCGCAAACCAUUCACAUUGUGUCACAUAGCUUCAGACCUCUGCAGCCUGUCUCUGGUGGUUGCCAACCAGUGACUCCCGUCUUCGGCACCUGUCGUCCAUCCUGCUCUGCACAAUGAGGGCAGCCGCCACCUCGUUCUAGGGAACAGCAGUAG
Arvicola amphibius (Eurasian water vole) is the source of this 672-nucleotide messenger RNA. Its product is annotated as keratin-associated protein 26-1. NCBI's taxonomy places the organism in Eukaryota, Metazoa, Chordata, Mammalia, Rodentia, Cricetidae. Gene Ontology annotation, molecular function: structural molecule activity. The transcript has a single exon. The record is from RefSeq and is a predicted model, not a curated record. Gene Ontology annotation, cellular component: keratin filament.